AUGGCGACGGCAGCGCGGCGCCUCGUCCCCUUCCACCUCCGCCCGCCCGGCGCGCGCCCGCUCGCCGCCGUUGCGGCAGCUCCCCACAGCCGCAAGCGCGAUGCCGUCUCCUGCAAAUCCCCCGGCAAGACCAGGGCGAAGAACAAGGCCAAGGACACCACCAUGUGGCGGCCGCAGCGGCGGGAGCUGGAGGAGCACCUCAAGCGGCGCACCCGCUCCGCCGGCGCCUUCGACCCCGGACUCUACCGCCGCCACUCCCACUCCCACCACGUUCCCGUCUUGCUCGGCGAGGUCCUCGCCGCGUUCCGCCGCCCGCUCCCGCUCCGCUCCUUCGUCGACUGCACCCUCGGUGCCGCCGGCCACUCCCUCGCCAUGAUGGGGGCACACCCGGAGAUGGAGCUGCACGUUGGCAUGGACGUCGACCCCUCUGCGCUGGAGAUUGGCCAGCGCCACAUCGAAGCUUUCCUUGCUAGUAGGGCAGCUGAGGAAGGAGGAGAAGAUGCACUGCAAGGGACACUGCGCGCAUAUACUCACGUCAAGAAUUUCAAGUACAUCAAGCAUGUUCUUGGUGGCGUUGAUGAGAGCCUGGCGGAUGGCUCGUGUGGAGUUGACGGUAUCCUUAUCGACCUUGGCAUGUCAUCCAUGCAGGUUAACAGGUCAGAUAGGGGAUUCAGUGUGCUUAAUGAUGGUCCACUUGACAUGCGCAUGGACCCGAGGGCAACUUUAACAGCAGAAGAUAUCUUGAACUCUUGGCCUGAGCUUGAAGUUGGGCGUAUCCUCCGUGAUUAUGGGGAGGAAAGCAAUUGGCAAUCCCUUCAGAGGCGAAUCGUUAAAGAACGGAAGACGGGGGGUUUACACUCUACAGGCGAGCUUGUCAAACUUAUCCAAAGAACGUGUACCAUUUCAGGAGGACGACAAGGCUGGAUUAAGACUGCAACAAGGGUAUUUCAGGCCCUUAGGAUUGCAGUUAACGAUGAGCUCCGAACUUUAGAAGACGCACUUCAUUCGUGUUUUGACUGCCUAGCUACAGAUGGCCGUCUUGCUGUGAUCUCAUUCCACAGCUUAGAGGACAGAAUUGUGAAGCAGACAUUCCUGGAGCUUAUUCAUGGGGGUGAAGCAGAUGGCGAUGAUGACGACUUGGCGUAUGCUGACAUCGACGAUGAAGAUGAACCAUGGUUUAAGCAGAGGGUGCAAGGGACUAACGGCACCGUCCUGACAAAAAGACCGAUAACCCCUUCACAAGAGGAAGAGAAACUAAAUCAAAGGUGUAGAAGUGCAAAGCUGAGAGUUAUCCAGAAGGCCUGAUAAAAGUAAAUCUGGGUAAUAAGUUGUCAAGGACCGCUGAGGAGAUUGACGCAUAGAUUUGUCGCCAAACAUGUGAGCAUGAGUUUCUCACCUGUACACCUGGAAGCAAACACUUCGAAAUCGCCUGAAACUUAGCUGGGGGGGGGGGGGGGGGGGGGAUAGGAGGUCUUUGCUUCCCCCAAAGAUGGGAACAUGGAAGAUAGAGGGUUAGGAUAGUCCAGAAGUAAUCAUCUCACCUUGUUUGUACUUUGUACGUACCAUUUUUCCAACUUCACUCAUGUAUAUUGUACUCUGUUUGCCACCUUCUCUUGCAAAAUGCAACCAAUUUUUAUGCUUCUGCAUUCGA
Hordeum vulgare subsp. vulgare (domesticated barley) is the source of this 1651-nucleotide messenger RNA. Its product is annotated as ribosomal RNA small subunit methyltransferase H. The transcript has 5 exons. The record is from RefSeq and is a predicted model, not a curated record. Gene Ontology annotation, molecular function: rRNA (cytosine-N4-)-methyltransferase activity. Gene Ontology annotation, biological process: rRNA base methylation. Lineage: Eukaryota; Viridiplantae; Streptophyta; Magnoliopsida; Poales; Poaceae. Bases 1 to 1305 code for a protein of 434 amino acids.